Molecule: messenger RNA, 1770 nt
Organism: Didymodactylos carnosus
Lineage: Eukaryota; Metazoa; Rotifera; Eurotatoria; Philodinida; Philodinidae
Source: the annotation of a GenBank genome assembly
AUGAAUCUAGUUGAUAACCAGCCUUAUACCGCAGUGGGCGAUAUUCUAACUUACCAAUCGAAAGUACGUCCAACAAAGUCAUGUCUGUUGUAUCCAAAUCCAUCUAAUAGUGAAGAAUAUUUGUCUGCAACCUAUGCCCAAGUGCAUCAAUUUACAACUCGUUUAGUACAAAAGUUUUUAUCACAGUAUUUUAAUGAUAAUCCACCAACAACGUCCACUGUUAUUUGUAUCUUAUCAAAUUGUACUACAGAAUAUUUCUUGACGGUUUAUACAUUAUUAAAACUACCUAACGUAAUUGUAUUUCUAUUGAGUACACGAAAUUCCAAAACAGCUAUCGAACACUUAAUCAAUGAAACACAAGCUAAAUAUGUUUUUACAACAAAAGAUUAUUUAGAAUUAUUGCCAUUAAUAGAAACAUUGAAAAUAAUACAAUUUGACAAUGAUGUACAUAUCAACGAUUUACAACAGUUAACAAUAGUUGAUAAUAAAGAAAAUCUAAGAUCUCAACAAUUCGAUGAAAUACAAAUGAUAUUUCAUAGUUCUGGUAGUACAGCAUAUCCAAGACCAAUACGAUUAACAAAUCGUUAUUUCUUCAAUAUUUACUAUUCUCUAUUAAGUGUUAAUAAUGAUUGGUAUAAUGAAAAUGAUAUUGUACUUGCAUGGGGUGCUUUAUAUCAUAUACUCGCCUUUAUGACAUCCGUAUCAAUUUGGCAAGCAGGUGGCUGUUUUGCACUUCCAUUAACAAAGGUUUAUCCACCAACACCAAGAGAAUUGUUUGUGAAUGUCAAACAACAAAUAACAAAAUUAAUAACAGUACCAGCUUUAUUAGGACAGUUAGUCGAUGAAAUCAACUCACAAUCAAUACCUAAUUUUGAUUCAUUAAAAAAAAUGAUCUUUAUUAUGUAUGGUGGUGCACCGUGUCCAGAUAAUAUAUGUCAAAUCUUAGUUGAUAAUGGUAUUAAUGUGAUAAGUGCUUAUGGAACAACAGGUACGAUCUUUCUAAGUAUCUUUAUUAAAAAUGAAAUAAGAAGAUAUAUCCUAUUAAUCGAUUCUUACAGAAGAAUCUGCUACGACUCGCAUAAGAAUCUUUAUUGAAUUCUUACAUAAGAAGUCCGCACGAAAGUGAGAAGAAUUUGACAAAAAGCAGAUAAGGAUCAGUUAAUUAGGAAUUCGACCACUACGACCCACACAGAAAGAGGCAAUAACUAACAAAAAUUUCCAAUGAUCUUUUUCUUCUUUAGUGAACUAUAUAGUUCAUUAGUGAGUGUGUAAGAGGUCGCGAUGCAUUUUUAAAACGACCACUCUUACGCAGAGUGGGUAUUUUUUGCUAGACCAGGCGGACUUUAGCUUUAUGAGUGAACUAAAAUUUCAUGAACCACUUUUUAUAGGUUUUUCAUGAUCCUCUUUCUAAUGGCAUGAGAGUUGAGUUUUGAAAAAAGUUUUCUAAGGAGUUUUCCAGUGAUCCGGCCUCUGGGAAACCUUCAGAAAACUUUCUCAAUAUUUAAAAACGAUGCCACUGGAAAGAGCAUUGUCGAGAACCUACAAGAAACAUGUUUCGAGUCGUUCAGGUUACUCUAUCUUGAAAUUCAAAUUUUCAGCACGAAAUUGUUUGUGUGAAUCUCAAAAACUAAGAAAUUUCUAGAAUUCAAAAUCGAGCGACCGAAACUAUAUGAGUUAUACACCAUUCGAUGCAGUUUUUCAUGCUGAUUCCGAAUAUGGUAUUAUAUUUGAAGGGAAGUGCAUUUAUAAGCGAGAAAACCAUGAAAUACC